Messenger RNA from Sarcophilus harrisii (Tasmanian devil), 1013 nucleotides. RefSeq names its product family with sequence similarity 71 member E1 (gene GARIN5A). Bases 35 to 829 code for a protein of 264 amino acids. NCBI's taxonomy places the organism in Eukaryota, Metazoa, Chordata, Mammalia, Dasyuromorphia, Dasyuridae. The record is from RefSeq and is a predicted model, not a curated record. The transcript is spliced from 6 exons. Gene Ontology annotation, cellular component: nucleus.
UCCCCGAGGCCCGCGAGGACCAAAGGGAGCGGGUAUGAUGCCGGGCCGACGGCCGGAACCGGGCGGCCCCCGAGGGGCAGGGGCGAAGGUCGUCCCGAGGCCGAGGCCCCUGCAGUCCACUUCCCCCAGGCCCGGCCGCCUCCAGCGCUACCUGUCCAACGGGGAGUUCGACCAGCUUUGCGACUUCCCCAUAUUUGAGAGCAACUUCGUCCAGGUGACUCGGUUCGGAGAGGUGGCCAACAAGGUGACCAUGGGCGUGGCCGCCACCAGCCCGGCCCUGGAGCUGCCCGACAUACUGCUGCUGGCCGGGCCGGCCCCGGACAAGGGGGGCCUACAGCUACUGCUUGCUGAUCCCCUGCAGUUUGUGGAGCUGUUCAUCCACGAUGAGAAACGGCAGCAGCUGAAGGUGAAGCUCCGGUCGGGCCGCACCUUCUACCUGCAGCUGAGGGCUCCGGCCUCGGAAGACCAGGAGUUCGGCCGCUGGGUCCGGCUGCUCUACCGCCUGCGCUUUCACUCGGGCACCAGGGUGCCCUUCACCCAGGCCCCCGGCCCCCCGGAGGAGGAGGGGCCGUGCCGCCGGACCAGAGGUGAAGGCCAGGAGCCCCCCUCCCCCAAUCCUGCAGACACCCCAGAUGUGAGACGCCGCUGCCUGUUACUGCCGCCCCCCACGCGGAGCCCUUCACCCCAGUGCUCCCCGACCUCCGGAGACGCCAAUCUUGUCUUCCCCUCCCCCCCAGCGGCCCGGGGACGCGCACACCCCCCCCCCCGGGACACGGAAGGGUCAGAGAGGAACCUUCCCCGGUCAGGGACCAACCGGAUAACAAAUUAAUAAAGACGCCGAACGUCAGAACGAAGGGCUGAACCUUCAGAGUGGGGGCGCCCGUCCUGGGGGAGGAGGGGUCUGAGGGGCCCUGAGCCCGGCCCACCCCGGGGGCUGGGUGAGAGGCGGCAGCGCCGGCCUGGAAGUCACCGGAUCCUCCUUCCUCCAUCCCUCCCUCCUCCUUUUCUUCUCC